Messenger RNA from Physella acuta, 2933 nucleotides. RefSeq names its product multiple epidermal growth factor-like domains protein 6. NCBI's taxonomy places the organism in Eukaryota, Metazoa, Mollusca, Gastropoda, Physidae. Gene Ontology annotation, molecular function: scavenger receptor activity. The record is from RefSeq and is a predicted model, not a curated record.
ACAAAACUGUUCAAGUUCUUGUUCAUUUGGAUGUGAACACAAUACAUGUGAACCAGUCAGUGGUCAUUGCUUGAUGUGUAAAAAUGGAAAGACAGGCACAUUUUGUCAAGAAGAAUGUCCACUUGGAAAGUUUGGACACAACUGCACAAAAAACUGUUCAGAUUCCUGUGCUAAUGAAAAAUGUGAUGCUGUAAAUGGAGUUUGUCACAGCUGUCGACCAGGAUAUAUGGGAGAAUACUGUCAAGAAACUUGUAGUCCUGGUAGAUAUGGAGACAACUGCACUCACCAAUGUUCUAAUAACUGUGCACACUGCCUGUGUAACCCUACAGAUGGAGUAUGUUUGAGUUGUCAGCCAGGGUAUCAAGGACAAUUCUGUAAUCAAACCUGCAGUGUAGGAUGGUUUGGUUUUAAUUGUUCAAGUAAAUGCCCAGAAGGUUGUGCAGAAAAUAAGUGUGAUGUUAAAACUGGUUAUUGUGACAGUUGUGAUCUAGGACACACUGGUAAUCUUUGUCAACAUGAAUGCAGGCGAGGAACUUUUGGAUAUGAGUGUUCUUCUGAUUGUCCAAAAAAUUGUCUAUUCUCAAUGUGCGAUUCUAUCAAUGGGCUUUGCUUUGGUUGUGUUGCAAAUUUUCAAGGGAAGUUUUGUAAUGAAACAUGUGACACUGGAUGGUUUGGAUACAACUGUUCACAGACAUGCCCAGACAACUGUAGAAACAAACAAUGUGAUCCAAUAAAUGGGUUUUGUCAGAAUUGUAGUGAUGGCUACGUUGGAGACAGGUGUGAUAGAGUUUGUUCCAGGGGAUAUUAUGGACAAAACUGUUCCACACAAUGUUCUGAUAAAUGUGAACACAAUUCAUGUGAUCCUUUCACUGGUCGAUGUAUCAGGUGCAAAGAUGGAUUUGUUGGACAACUGUGUGACAAAGCAUGUGACUCUGGAUGGUUUGGAUACAACUGUUCACUGACAUGCCCAGACAAUUGUAAAAACAAACAAUGUGAUCCAAUUAGUGGACUGUGUCAACGUUGUAAAGAUGGGUAUGUGGGAGAUUGGUGUGAUAAAGUUUGUUCUACUGGUUAUUAUGGACAAAACUGUUCAAGUUCUUGUUCAUUUGGAUGUGAACACAAUACAUGUGAACCAGUCAGUGGCCAUUGCUUGAUGUGUAAAAAUGGAAAGACAGGUGUAUUUUGUCAAGAAGAAUGUCUACUUGGAAGGUUUGGACCCAACUGCACAAAAUCCUGUCCAUACUCCUGUGCUAAUAAAACGUGUGAUGCUGUAAAUGGAGUUUGUCACAGCUGUAAACCAGGAUAUAUGGGAGACUACUGUCAAGAAACAUGUAGCCCUAGUAGAUAUGGAGACAACUGCACUCACCGCUGUCCUAAAAACUGUGCACACUCCCUGUGUAAGCCUACAGAUGGAGUAUGUUUGAGUUGUCAGCCAGGGUAUCAAGGACAAUUCUGUAAUCAAAGUUGUGAGCCAGGUAUGUUUGGAUACAAUUGUUCAAUGACAUGUCCAGACAACUGUAAAGACAAUAUGUGUGACCAAAUUUAUGGGACAUGUGAAAUGUGCAAAGAUGGCUUCCGUGGAAAUAAGUGUGAUAAAGUAUGUUUACAAGGCCAAUAUGGGGAAAACUGUUCACUAUCCUGUUCCAAAAAUUGUGCUGACGCAACUUGUGAUCCAUUCAGUGGCCAUUGUUCUUCAUGUAGAGAUGGUUGGAAAGGAGCAUUUUGCAACACAACAUGCUCAAAAGGUAAAUUUGGUUAUAAUUGUAUGAGAAACUGUUCAAAGACCUGUACUAAUGCAACUUGUGAAGCUGUAAGUGGAAUUUGUCAUAGCUGUGUGCCCGGUUACAAGGGUGACUACUGUCAUGAAAAAUGUCCAACAAGAAAAUUUGGAUAUAAAUGUAUUAAAGACUGUCCGAACACCUGUACUAAUUCAACAUUUAAUGCUACAAAUGGAGUUUGUCACAGCUGUGAACCAGGAUAUAAGGGAGACCACUGUCAAGACAAUAACUGUAGAAACAAACAAUGUGAUCCAAUAAAUGGGUUCUGUCAGAAUUGUAGUGAUGGCUACGUUGGAAACAGGUGUGAUAAAGAGUAUUGCCCAGGAACUUAUGAAGACGAAUCAUGUAACAAAGGUUGGUUUGGAUACCACUGUUCACUGUCAUGCCCAGCUAACUGUACAAACAAUGAAUGUGAUCCAAUCAACGGGUUCUGUAAAGGUUGUAAAAAUGGUUAUAUGGGAGACAAAUGUGAUAAAGUUUGUUCCAGUGGAUUGUAUGGACAAAAUUGUUCCCUACACUGCUCAGACAAAUGUGAUCAACAAUUAUGUGAUCCUUUCAGUGGUCACUGUAUCAAGUGCAAAGUUGGAUUACUUGGACCAUUUUGUGAUCAAGACUGCAGUCAUGGUACAUUUGGUGAGAUGUGUUCACAAAACUGUCCUGAGAUGUGUUUAGCUUCCCAAUGCAACGUUAUUGAUGGGCGAUGUAAGGAAUGUAAGGCUGGCUACAGGGGAGAUUAUUGUAAUGAAACAUGUAGCUCAGGCACAUAUGGACAUGCGUGUGUUGAACGCUGUUCUGAAAACUGCGCAGACUCACUGUGUCAACAUACAAAUGGCAUUUGUUUCGGCUGUUCACCAGGCUAUCAAGGAGAUUACUGUGACCAAUCAUGUAGCCCAGGCAGAUAUGGAUCCAUGUGUGUUGAACGUUGUUCUGAAAACUGCACAGACAGACUAUGCCGAAAUGACAAUGGAAGUUGUUUGAGCUGUUCAUCACUCGGUUAUGAAGGAGAUUUCUGCAACCAAACAUGUGGCCCAGGCAGAUAUGGAUACAAGUGUACUCAUAAAUGUCCUAAAAACUGCACCAACUCACUGUGUCAACAUACCAAUGGCGUUUGUUUGAACUGUUUACCAGGCUAUCAGGGACAUUUCUGUGACCAAC